Molecule: messenger RNA, 489 nt
Organism: Rhinocladiella mackenziei CBS 650.93
Lineage: Eukaryota; Fungi; Ascomycota; Eurotiomycetes; Chaetothyriales; Herpotrichiellaceae
Exons: 1
Coding region: 1-489 (162 amino acids)
Source: RefSeq, a predicted model, not a curated record
AUGGGCUUCUGGAACGACGGAAUCCGCUCUUCCCGCGACCGCAGCCGCAGCCGCAGCCGCAGCCCAUAUCGAAAAACUUAUUACGCAUCUCGCCCUGCCUAUACACGGAGCGCCUCUUCAUUCUUCUCCUUUAGCGGCGGCUCUUCACGAGGCCACGGCCGCGCUCGUCCUCGACCUGGCUUCAUCAACCGCAUUCGUCGAUUCUUCCAUGAUGUAUACUCAUACAUGCGCCGACACCCAAUCAAAGUCUUCCUACUGGUCAUCGUGCCAUUGAUAACAGGUGGAGCACUGAGCAAACUCCUUGCACAAUUUGGAGUCAGAUUACCUCGAAGCCUGGAGAAUCUCAUUGGCGGAAAUCGUCAGCGUGAAAGAUAUUAUGCACGAGGCGGAGCUCGGGACUUCGCUGGUGGUACUGCCUUGCCUGGGAUGGGAGGUGGUGUCGGCGAGAGUCUUGGAUCUUUGAUGGGGAUUGCGAAAAUGUUUUUGUGA